GUCACCGUUAUUAUUAUUAUCAUUACUAUUAUUAAUGCUAUUCGUUGCCUUCAGACUCAUGAGUUCUCCAUCAGAUACUGCAGUUCUUCAAUCAGCGAUAUCUUCUAAAGCAGACUGGAACUACAAUUCCUCGUCGACAAAUGAAAUUCAGCCGCGUGCGAUCACCUCUUUCGAAAGCUACUUGAGUGAUGUGGAGCCUGUUUUUGACCAUCAGUUGUCUUGUUACACACCCGCUAUUCCCUCGUGCACUGGAUCACACCUCUCCAAAGACACAUCUGAUGCUCGUCAAAACCAGGGCUGUGUAACUGGCGAAGACUUACAACAGGAAUACAUUCCGCAGUCGAUCGUGACUAACUGUUCACUGUUGCCUACAGCUGACUCUAUAAACUAUUUGCCUUACUAUCUUUCCGACCGAUCUAUCGGUUCCAGCGUCCAAAGUCCUACGGAUACUACGUCCUUAAAUUCACGUUCUCCUACUCAUGUCACACGUGUUGCUUCUACUUCGGAUAUGAUUUUACCGAGUGAACCACUCGUGCUUUCUGAAGGAUCUGUCUUAAGCCAGUCAACAGUUGCGCCAGACGAGUCACGUAGUCUCGACCUGGAUCGUGUGUUCUCCGCCAUCAUCAACCCUGUUUCUGAUAUACACUUUAAUCCGGCGAGUCUUGCAGUGGAUCCACGGAAUCCUGUCAAUCAUUGUUCAUCAUUAUCGAGUUUUGUUAGCUCGUCCGGAAAUUCCAAUGUAUCCGAAAAUGUGGCUGGGUCGAUGAACCUGGAACGGAGGAGGCAUUUAUCGGGCUUUCCUGACUCGAGUUUCUCAUCUGCACUUUCAGAUGCAUCGGAAUCUCUGAACAGUAAUAGCGUGGAUUACGUUUGCGAAAGUUCACACUGUCGAGAUAUCCGUCCGUCCUUUUACACAAAGGCAGGCACUUCCGGUGCGCACGCGCCUAGUUCACUUUGCACCAUUCCCAGUGAGGGCCUCAGUUCCAGUUGUCCUGGGACAUUUGAUCGGUCACUGCAUUCAGCGCCGGACUCAUUGAUCUCCACUAGAAGCAUUCUAUCCUCAUGCGACAGCCAGAUCAAUGGGGUUAUCCAGCACCAGUCCAAUAUGCUGGACACAUAUUCUCGUUCAGACAGAUCAGUUAAAAAUAAUCACUUUACUGGAGUGGACCCUUUCACUUUUUCUCCAUCAAAUGAAUCACACAGUUGGAACUAUCAACAGGCUAGUACAACAUCGUGCAAUAAAUUUCCUUUUGCGACCGAAUUUCAACUCAAGCGUCAAGAGUUUUCGGUAGAUAGGCCCGCGCCAUUAUCUGCGCAAUCAGAAUCCCCUUUUGCAGCCGACACCCGUUCAUCCACAGAGAAUGUGGGACAAACAGCUCAGGCUGGUGUUCUGCUGCGAGCCUGCGUUGUAUGUGGAGACAAGUCAACUGGAGCUCAUUAUGGAGUAUUCACCUGUGAAGGUUGCAAAAGUCGAGCAGCCACUGUCCAGAAAUCGGAGCAGCCUUACAUCCGUACGAGUACCCUGGUGACUGACAAGUCCCGUUCCGUUCAGUCAUGCACAUCCACGUGUACGCACAUCCAUUUGGCUGUCAGUGCACUUGACACAGUACGGUCUCUACCUUUAACGGCUAUUUGGAUGCUUUCUUCGUUUAUCCUAAGACAUAGAAGCGAGAUGGCACAGUGGUUAGAGCGCGAAUUUGCUGGCUGGAAGCUAGACACUGAAAGGGUGCUGCAGCUGAACGAUUUUUUUAUAUCAUUAGACGUUCUGGUGAAGGCUCCCUUUCCAGCUCCUUGCACGGGUUGGCGUCGUCACAAAAGAGACAGGCCAACAACGUCGCUCACCGCUGUCACAUCUGAGGCCGAUUUUGAGUUCACAAGGAGUAUGAAGGAGGUCACGAAACGCUUGGGUGCUGUCGGUGCUACUCGCCUUCCAGGGUGGGGACCGCGUGAUCAUCACUGUGCCUGGUUGGAGACACUACAAGAUAUGACUGCCAACCGAUGUCAGUGGCGUUCCUGUUGUCAGUUUCUAUCCAGAUUGCCUGAGCUUUCAAAUAAGUCAUGGUUGUACGGCAGUGAAGCAUCGAUGUUGAACACUGAUACCUACGCCUGUGCUCGUAACGGCAGUUGUGAGGUUAAUCGUGCGCUCCGUAACAAGUGCCAGCAUUGUCGAUUUCUUAAAUGCCUUGCCAGCGGAAUGUCCAAAGACGCCGUCCGAAGAAAACAGCCAGCAGGCAAUAAAAAAUCAUCGAAAACAACGGGACGCAGAAGGUCUAACAAAUCUGCACAUACGUCGUCAGAGCAUCCAGAACCGAUGCUCCCUUGUGAUGUAAAUCGCUCGGAUGCCUGCAGUUCUCAAACGACACCCAGAUCCGUUUAUUCCGGAACAGAGCAAUCCACCGUUGGCUGGACUGCUGGGAGCAGCAUUUCAUUCCCUUCAGCUUUAACAAAUCCAUUGGGAAAGCUCUCACCAACCACCAAUUUCCUCUCUCCUCAAGACCGCCAGAUCAUCGUUAGCCUGCAUGACUUAGUUCGGGCGAGCAAGAAACAUUCUUUGGCCGAAACUCGAAUGCAGAUGAACUCUUGCCUGCCGGAAUCAGACGGGAAAAUUGUCAUCACUUCAGUCGAACAAAUUCUGUGUCCAGCUCAACUUUGCUUUGCCUAUCAAUUUUCCGGUUGCCUUGCAGAAUUUGCUCAACUCUCUCAGCAUGACCAAGCAAUCUUGAUUCGUGGUUGUCUAAUGGAACUAACAUUCUUGUUGAUGUGCAAUAACUACCGCUUGGCGCCAGAGGGAGAAUCAGCUUUAUGCACCGGUGAUGGCACUGAGAUCUCCACCUCAGAAGGUGAAUGUUCUGCAUAUUUAGUCAGCCCCUGGAACGCAAACUUUCUUAUUACAGAAGCGAGUUUCAGUCAUCUCCAUCUGACGGAUAAUACGUGGACCCCCAGCCGUAUCCUAAAGUUUGCUUGGCGUUUGACGCAGCUACGUUUGACUGACGAGGAAAUUGGGCCCCUUCUUGGACUCGUACUUUUCACCCCAGAAAGGGCCGAUCUUUUGGAGGUACAAGCCGUCAGUCGGAUCCAAGGUGUCUGGGCCGAGCUAUUGCGUCGUCUCUGCGAAAGCCAAGGUUCGCGAACCAGGUGUGCACAUUUGAUUUUGCUUUUGUCAACACUCCGUGAAUUGGCGGCCAAGGUAACGCACAAUCUCGCCCGGUGGUAUAGCUUCAAUCAUAUUCCAAUACCAAACAAUCUCAGGGAAUUUCUAAUGCCAGUGUGGAACCCAAAUGACUACAUGUGAAGCUGAUUCUUUGUAGAAUCCUACUCAACCCGGUACUUCCACCCCGUGUGACUUCAGUCUGAUUACGGUGCAUUCGAACUCUAAGAAUUGUGGUAGUUUCUAUCUUCCUUGAUCAUCAUUAUCGUGUUUUCGUCUCUUUAACGCUCACUAUUUGUCGAUUUAUUGUCAUGUGGCAGUUGUCUUACGCUUUCAUCAAAUCACUGUGAUCAUUUCACGCACAGUGGUAUCUUCCACCAGCUAUUUCUGAUUACUUGUAACCACCCAUCUCGGUGGUCACUUGACACACUCAGGUGUUCUGUGAAAUUCCGUUGUCGUAGUGAGGUGAUUCGCCCGUCUCGUUUAUUCGUGGUUGACACCUCGUCUAUUUUACGUCCUCGGUUUCUUUAUUACCUUGGUGUAUAUUUCUGCUAUUUUUCUGGAUGAUUCAAUUGUCCUCGUAUUUGGUAUUGUGUGACACAGGCGCCGACGCAUUCUGCGCCAAACUGCUUCC
This is a messenger RNA of Opisthorchis viverrini, 3782 nucleotides long. RefSeq lists its product as hypothetical. The transcript is spliced from 11 exons. Gene Ontology annotation, molecular function: zinc ion binding; RNA polymerase II cis-regulatory region sequence-specific DNA binding; nuclear receptor activity. Bases 35 to 3292 code for a protein of 1085 amino acids. Lineage: Eukaryota; Metazoa; Platyhelminthes; Trematoda; Opisthorchiida; Opisthorchiidae. Gene Ontology annotation, biological process: cell differentiation; positive regulation of transcription by RNA polymerase II; negative regulation of transcription by RNA polymerase II. The record is from RefSeq and is a predicted model, not a curated record.